AUGGUAGGGAAACAAGUAGUUGUCCGUCAAGUUUGGGCAAGCAACCUAAAAUCUGAGUUUUUCCAUAUCCAGAAAGUAAUUCGUCAAUACACUUUUGUUUCUAUGGACACUGAAUUCCCUGGCACCAUCUUCCAGUCAACUCUCAACAAGCAUUUUCUCUGCUAUGCUCCAGAUUAUACCUACUAUCUCAUGAAGCUCAAUUUCAACUUUAGGGAUUUCGAUCUGCAGAGUGAUCCCCAUAAUGCUGAGUCCAUUUACUUACUUGAAAAACAAGGAACUAAUUUAAAGAUGCAUAGAGAAAAGGGUAUUGAUUCUAGGGAUUUUGCCAAGUUGGCUCUUAGUUCUGGCCUUGUUUUCAACUAUUCCUUCACUUGGAUUACAUUUUUCUUCGUGCUUAUGAUUUGGCUUUCGUCAUUAAGAUUUUAA
Molecule: messenger RNA, 426 nt
Organism: Hevea brasiliensis (rubber tree)
Lineage: Eukaryota; Viridiplantae; Streptophyta; Magnoliopsida; Malpighiales; Euphorbiaceae
Product: probable CCR4-associated factor 1 homolog 11
Exons: 2
Coding region: 1-426 (141 amino acids)
Cellular component (GO): P-body; CCR4-NOT core complex; CCR4-NOT complex
Molecular function (GO): poly(A)-specific ribonuclease activity; nucleic acid binding
Source: RefSeq, a predicted model, not a curated record